GUAUGAGCAAAAAAGUUACACUCUUAGUUUUACGCAUUAAUUUUACCACCUCAUUAAUUCCAGAAGCAAUCACCAAGAUGAAGACGGCUUUAAUUUUGCUCAGCAUUUUGGGAAUGGCCUGUGCUUUCUCAAUGAAAAAUUUGCAUCAAAGAGCCAAAUUAGAGGAUUCUGAAGAAAAUGGGGUCUUUAAGUACCGGCCCCGAUAUUAUCUUUACAAGCAUGCCUACUUUUAUCCUCCUCUAAAACGAUUUCCAGUUCAGAGCAGCAGUGACUCAUCUGAAGAAAACGGAGAUGGUGAUAGCUCAGAAGAGGAGGAAGAAGAGGAGACUUCAAAUGAGGAAGAAAACAAUGAAGAGAAUGAAGAUUCUGAUGCAAAUGAAGACGAAGAUUCUGAGGCUGAGAACGCCACCCUUUCCACUACCACGCUUGGCUAUGGAGAGGAGAUCACACCUGGAACUGGGAAUAUAGGUCUGGCUGGCAUCCAACUUCCCAAGAAGGCUGGGAAUAUAGGAAAGAAGGCUACAAAAGAGGAGGAAAGUGAUGAAGAAGAGGAGGAAGAGGAAGAAAAUGAAAACGAAGAAAAUGAAGCAGAAGUGGACGAUAAUGAGCAAGUCACCAACGGCACCAGCACCAACAGCACAGAGGUGGACUCUGGCAACGGCAGCAGCGGUGGGGACCGUGGAGAGGAAGAGGGCGUCACUGAUGCCAGCGCCAAAGGAACCACAGUGGCUGGAGGGCAGGGCAACGGUGGCUCUAAGGUCACCACCUCUCCAAAUGGCAGGUUUGUGCCUACGCCUCCACCCGGGGAGGUCCAUGGGACCACCCCGCCCCCAGCUGGGAAAACCACCACCCCGGGAUACGAGGAGUACGAACAAACAGGCACCAGUGAGUAUGACACUGGAUAUGAAAUCUACGAAAAUGAGAAUGGGGACCCACGUGGGGACAAUUUCCGAGCCUAUGAGGAUGAGUACAGCUACUACAAAGGGCGUGGCUACGACAGCUAUGACGGUCAAGAUUACUCCUACCACCAGUGAGGGCCCAGACCGGGGCGGACUCACCCGCGCUGGCGUCAUGCGUGGCUACCGUUUUCCAAGUUCAACUCAGGAAGGUGCAA
Messenger RNA from Camelus dromedarius (Arabian camel), 1114 nucleotides. It is a transcript of the gene IBSP, whose product is annotated as integrin binding sialoprotein. Bases 3 to 1034 code for a protein of 343 amino acids. NCBI's taxonomy places the organism in Eukaryota, Metazoa, Chordata, Mammalia, Artiodactyla, Camelidae. Gene Ontology annotation, biological process: cell adhesion; bone mineralization; ossification. The record is from RefSeq and is a predicted model, not a curated record. The transcript has 6 exons. Gene Ontology annotation, cellular component: extracellular region.